AUGAAUAUCAAUGCUCCAUUUGGUGGAAAAAUAAUGAUCAUGGGAGGAGAUUUUCGCCAGGUGCUUCCUGUUAUUGAAAAAGGAAGUAGAGGACAAAUGAUUUCAGCGUGUAUUGUUAGGUCUCAAUUAUGGGUCACUAUAAAGAUCCUACACUUGCGCCAAAAUAUGCGAUCAAUUCAUGACCACGAGUUUGCACAGUUUCUGAUGAGGAUUGGAGAUGGCAAUGAACCUGCUAAAGAGGAUGACAUGGUCAAGAUGCCUGCUGAAAUUGUAAUACCAUGGGAAGGAGAAAGCUCCAUAAAAAAGCUUAUACAACAUACAUUUCCCCAAUUAGAAAAUCAUGGAUGGGAUGCUUCAUAUAUGGUGGAGAGAGUCAUACUUACUCCCAAAAAUUGUGAUGUGCAUAUGUUGAAUGAAAUGAUUAUUAAUAAGUUCCCUGAAGAUGAACAUAUUUUUUUAUGUUUUGAUGAGGUUGAGGGUGAUACUCAUAAUCUAUAUCAACAAGAAUACUCGCACACAAUUGCUCAUGAUACUUUACCACCACAUAUUUUAAAGAUAAAAAUAGGGGCUCCUCUGAUGUUAUUGCGAAACAUAGACCCUAAAUUUGGUCAAAAUUGGGGUGUAACACCAGUUACAUUUGAUGUUGCAAUCGACUGGGCUUAUGGUGAAAAUGCUAAGGAUUUUAUGGGUUACAUUGUGUUACAAGGUAGAAGUAAAGUGCUUGAUGUUAGUCCAGAUGAUAGUAUGGUAAAAAAUAAAUUGCUUACAUAUAUUGGUGAGGGUUUGAGGGAUUUUAAGACACAACUCAAACAUGAUUAUAUUACUCAUCCAAUAGAUGAAGAUGACCCUGAAUAUAAGCCUCCAUACUGGAUGUGUUCAUUUAUUGAUCAUGAUGGUUCGGAGAAAUUUAUAAAGUCUCCCACCACUCCUGAAUUCUUGGCUAAGAGCGAAAAAUGA
Messenger RNA from Lathyrus oleraceus (garden pea), 957 nucleotides. RefSeq lists its product as uncharacterized. Gene Ontology annotation, molecular function: DNA helicase activity. The record is from RefSeq and is a predicted model, not a curated record. Lineage: Eukaryota; Viridiplantae; Streptophyta; Magnoliopsida; Fabales; Fabaceae. Gene Ontology annotation, biological process: DNA repair; telomere maintenance. The coding region runs from base 1 to 957 and encodes 318 amino acids. The transcript is spliced from 3 exons.